AUGGAACAAAGGAAACGCAAGGGAGGAAGGGCGCGAGGAUAUUUGGUCGGCUGCGUUGUUGCUGCGUUUUUGUGGACUGUAGCUUCAGCGCAAUUGAGAUAUUCCAUCUCCGAGGAAGUGAACGAAGGAACUGUGGUUGGAAACAUAGCGAGAGAUCUGGGAUUAGAUAAAAGCACUCUGAAAGACAGAAAGUAUCGGAUUGUUUCUAGUGAUGCGGAUCCUCUGUUCCAUGUGAAUCACAACGAUGGUGUCCUGUACGUGAGCCGGAAGAUUGACAGAGAGAAGGUGUGCGCACAGAGCAGUACGUGUGUGAUCAAUGUCAAAACUGUGCUGGAAAACCCACUGGAGGUUCAUUAUGUUAGGGUGGAAGUUCUGGAUAUAAAUGACCAUUCACCCACUUUCCCGAAGAACGACAACACAUUGGACAUUUCUGAGUCUGUGCUGCCAGGAGCCCGAUUUCAGCUACGAGCGUCACGGGAUCGAGACAGUGGUCCAUUCUCCGUGCAGCAAUAUAAACUUAGCCCCAGCGAUCAUUUCCGAUUGGAAGUGAAAGAUAAAGGAGAAGAUGGCAAAAUACCUAUAUUAGUUGUACAAAAAUCUUUAGACAGAGAAACUGCAGGAAGCCACUCACUAACACUGACGGCCCUGGAUGGAGGUAAACCUCCGAAAUCCGGUGACAUGAACAUUCUUGUUAGAGUUUUAGACAUUAAUGACAACGCACCUGUUUUCUCUAAAGAUGAUUAUUCUGUGGCGCUGAGUGAAAAUGCUCCAGUUGGCACAACAGUCACACAAGUGAAUGCCACUGAUUUAGAUGAAGGUCCAAACGGAGAGGUAAUUUAUUCAUUCAGCGAGACCAUGAAUCAAAAUAUAUUAAACCUUUUCGACAUUAAUCCAUUAACAGGUGAAAUAACUGUCAAAGGUUUAAUAAACUAUGAGGAGAAGGACAGAUACGAAAUAGAAAUUCAGGCAUCAGAUAAAGGUCUGGCUCCUCUUACAACUGAAAAAAGUGUUAUUGUCAAGAUUGUUGACGUAAAUGACAAUGCACCUGAGAUUGAGGUUACCUCAUUUUCCAGCUCCAUCCCUGAAGAUUCCAGACCUGGAACUACUGUUGCUCUUAUCAGUGUAAAUGACUUGGACUCUGGUCUGAAUGGAAAAGUUAUUUGCGCCAUAGGUGAGGAUGUUCCCUUUACUUUAUCCCCCACACCUGAAGAAAAUAUAUACACUGAAGUUACUUGCAGUCCUUUAGACAGAGAAACGGCAGGAAGUCACUCACUAACACUGACGGCCCUGGAUGGAGGUAAACCUCCGAAAUCUGGGAACAUGAAUAUUCUAGUUAAAAUUUUGGAUGUAAACGAUAAUGUACCAGUUUUCUCUAAAGAUGUUUAUUCUGUGACCCUCAAGAAAAGCGUCAUUGUCAAGAUAGUGGAUGUAAAUGAUAAUGCACCUGAGAUUGAGGUUACCUCAUUUUCCAGUUCCAUCCCUGAAGAUUCCAGACCUGGAACUACUGUUGCUCUUAUUAGUGUCAAUGAUUUAGACUCAGCAUCGAAGCACUUGUAG
Messenger RNA from Stegastes partitus (bicolor damselfish), 1557 nucleotides. Its product is annotated as protocadherin alpha-3-like. The transcript has 5 exons. Gene Ontology annotation, molecular function: calcium ion binding. The coding region runs from base 1 to 1557 and encodes 518 amino acids. Gene Ontology annotation, biological process: homophilic cell-cell adhesion. Gene Ontology annotation, cellular component: plasma membrane. Lineage: Eukaryota; Metazoa; Chordata; Actinopteri; Pomacentridae. The record is from RefSeq and is a predicted model, not a curated record.